UCCACGUUUACCAGGAAGUAAAGAAAUGUAUAAAGAAGAGAAGGGAAGACUAUUUUUGAAUGAAACGAUAGAUAAACUCCUUUUCUUUUCCUACCACCUCUGACACGCUUUACCAGGAGACUCAACCGGCAACGACUAAUUUAGCUGCUUACAGAGAGUAAAAUAAAACCAGUCCCAAGAAUGGCAGAGAAGGUGCUGGUCACAGGCGGAGCGGGAUACAUCGGGAGCCACUGUGUGGUGGAGCUGAUUGAAGCCGGCUACCAGCCAGUGGUGGUGGAUAACUUCAGUAAUGCUGUACGAGGAGAAGGGGGUGUGGCGGAAAGCAUACGACGGAUAGAGAAGCUCCUGGACACCAGCAUUGAGUUUCAUGAACUAGACCUUCUGGACCACCAGGGCUUGGAGAAACUCUUCAAAAAACACUCUUUCAGUGCCGUGAUGCACUUUGCAGGCCUGAAGGCUGUCGGGGAGUCGGUGGAGCAGCCGCUGCAGUACUACAGAGUCAACCUCUCCGCUUCCAUGAACCUCCUCGAGGUGAUGCAGGCUCACAGGGUGCACAAUCUGGUCUUCAGCAGCUCAGCCACGGUAUACGGAGAUCCUCAGCACCUUCCCAUAGAUGAGCAGCACCCUGUGGGAGGCUGCACCAACCCCUACGGCAAGACUAAGUACUUCAUCGAGGAGAUGAUCAAGGAUCAAUGUAAAGCUGAGAAGGACUUGAAUGCGGUACUGCUGCGUUAUUUCAACCCCAUCGGAGCUCAUUCCUCUGGUCUGAUUGGAGAAGACCCUCAGGGCAUCCCCAACAACCUGCUGCCAUAUGUUGCCCAGGUUGCUGUUGGGAGGAGAAAGUGCCUCAGUGUAUUUGGAAAUGAUUAUGACACAGUCGACGGUACAGGUGUGAGGGAUUAUAUCCACGUUGUUGAUCUGGCAAAGGGGCAUAUAGCAGCUCUGAAGAAGCUGAAGGAUAGCUGUGGUUUCAAGGUUUACAACCUUGGAACUGGGAGAGGCUACUCUGUGCUCCAGAUGGUGAAAGCGAUGGAAAAGGCAUCGGGGAAAGAGAUCCAGUACAAGAUUGCCCCUCGGAGAGACGGAGAUGUGGCGUCCUGCUAUGCCGACCCCACGGUUGCCGAGAGGGAGUUGGGAUGGAAGGCUGCAUUUGACCUGGAGAGGAUGUGUGAGGAUCUGUGGCGCUGGCAGUCCAUGAACCCCACUGGAUUUACUAAUGGCACACUUUCUUGAUGAAGCUCCAGCUGGUCAUUGUUUUUAAAUCACCAAUGCAAACCUCAAAUUUCCUCAUUUUCUCACACUGUGCAUAUACACCUCAAAUCUGAAGUCUUUGGCUUCUUUAUGUUGACUUUUCUAUCCCUCCUAUUAUCCAUUCCUUGAUUUUCUUUUAGCAUUUUUUUUUAAUAAUCAAUCCUAGAAAAUAUAUGCUUAAACAUUUGUUUGUUUGUCCUGUUAUUUCAUAUUUAACAAGGGGAUAAUUACUUUUUAAAUGUAUGAAUCUGCAAGCCAUAACAAUGAAAGAAU
This is a messenger RNA of Cololabis saira (Pacific saury), 1524 nucleotides long. RefSeq names its product UDP-galactose-4-epimerase (gene gale). Lineage: Eukaryota; Metazoa; Chordata; Actinopteri; Beloniformes; Belonidae. Gene Ontology annotation, molecular function: UDP-glucose 4-epimerase activity. The transcript is spliced from 11 exons. Gene Ontology annotation, cellular component: cytosol. Gene Ontology annotation, biological process: beta-D-galactose catabolic process via UDP-galactose, Leloir pathway. The coding region runs from base 181 to 1233 and encodes 350 amino acids. The record is from RefSeq and is a predicted model, not a curated record.